AUGAGUAAACUGUCAUCUAUAAGUUCUCAUGAAGUUUUAGACAGCGAAUAAGAAAUUUCUAAAAAAGCAUUUGUACCAUCAUUGAGAACUCCUUUUGAAAAUGAUAAACUAAAGUAAAGAAAAGAUGAAGAAUUAGAUUAUGUAUAAAAAUAACAAAUAAAAAAGACUCCAUUAAAAAUAAAUUUGAGUAAUUAAUUGCUAACUUGUACUUCAUUUGCAUUGGAUACAUUAUCAGAAUUAUUAUUAGAUUUAGAUUUAUCAAAUAACUUAUUGCAUUAAUUUCCUAAUUAAUUGAAGUAUAAAUUUCUAUUAAUUUACAUCAGGAAAUUUACAAGCCUUAAGAUUCUGAAUUUGAGUAAUAAUUAAAUCCAAUAAAUACCAAUAAAAUUUUCGCUUCCAAAUUUAGAAAAAUUAAUAUUGUCUGAUAAUUAGAUAAGUAUUAUUAUUAACUAAUAAUAUAGAAUAAUUGCCAUCUUGUUUAUUUAAGUUAAAUACUUUAAGAGAGUUGAAUUUAAAUAAUAAUAUAAUAGAGUAUAUACCAUCAGAAUUAUUUGAUUUAUAGUUGACUUUUCUUGGUUUAAGAUCAAAUGUUUUUACAACUAUUCCAGCUAGAUUUAAUGAUAUUUUAGAAUCAUUAUAAUGUUUUGACAUUGAUUGGUUUGAUUAUUGUGCAAUAAAUUGUGCAUUUGAUAAUCAAAUAAAAUAAAAGCUAAUUUUAUUGGGUUAAAGAGUAGUAUAGAGACAAGAAGUUAUAACAUUUUCUUUAUUUUAUUAUUAUAUGGUUGGAAAAGUGUUUGAUAUUUAGUAAUUCAUUUAAAAGUAUUAAAUAUAAUAAUAUUAGUGGUAAGAAUAUUUUAUUUACUUUUAUACAAAGAGAUUCCAUAGGAUUAUUAAAGUAAUUUAGCUAAAAAUAUCCAGAAUUAAUAAUGAUGAAAGAUGAGGAAGAUAAUUCUCCACUUCUUUAUGCAUUUAAUUUACAUAGAACAAAAUGUAUUUAGUAUUUGUUGCCUGUUUUUAAAAAGAAUAAAAUAGAAUUGCAAAUUUUAUUUAUGUUAUCAGCAAAACGAUUAGACAUUUAAUUAAUGAAGAUCCUAAUGCAAAAUGGGAUAGAAUUAAAUUAUAAAAUAGAGAAAGAUAUAAUUGGUCCUAAUAAAAUACUAGUUACUAAUGGAUCAACUGUUAUGCAUGUAGCAAUGACAUCUUUUGGCAGAAAUCCAUAACAAUAAUAAUAAGCAUCAACAAUGGUCAAAGUAGUUUAAAACUUAAAGAAUAGCUUCUAUUAGACAUGGGAUGCGAUCCAAACAUUAGAAACCAUAUGAAAUUAACUAGUUUACAUGUUGCUGUAAAAUUACCAUCUUUAGCUGCAGUACGAUUUGCUAGUAAUUGCACAUAAUUCGAUUUCCAUAAAAGGGAUCUUUAUAAAAAUACACCUCUUCAUAGUGCAGCAUCAAUGGGUUUAGUCACUAUUUUGUAAUUGAUUUAAACAAAGAAUAUUAAUCCAUUUUCUUUAAAUCUUAAUAAUAAAACAGCUAAACAAGUUUCAAUAUCCUCAUUAUAAGUAAUUAAAAUUUAAAGGAAAUAUGAAAAUUAAUAUUUAAGAAGAAAGUUAUUAAUUGAAAAUGAAGCUCAUCGAACUUGUUAAAAGAAUGAGAAUUUGACUAGUCUAAAUAGUUAUUAAACAAUUAUUUAGAAUCAUUAAGUAAGUGAAAUUAAAAGUUAAAUACAAUCACCAUAAUCUCAAUAAUAAUAAAGAAAGAUUUUCAGAUUGAAUUUAACUUAAGUAAAAUUAAUGGAAUAAAAUGGUUUACUCUCUAAUCGAUAAUAAUAAUAAUCAUCCUAAAGAUCUUUGGCACCAAAAAUCUAGGAAAUAUUAUCUAAUAUAUCUUAAAUUAUGAGAAAAUAUUAACAUAGUAAUAAUGUUAUUUAAGAAAUGAAAAAUUUAUAUUAUUGCACCGAAGUGCUAUAAGAAAAGUUAAUAAUUGCAAUAUUCGUAAAUUUAAUCAUAAUGAAAUUAAAGUAUGGUUGGAAAUAUUUGUCUAGUAUUGGUACAUCUACAAUAUCAGUAUUAAAUCAAACAAAAUUAGUAUAUUAAAAACCAUUAAGUGCUAAUGAAUAUUUUAUAUAUUAGAAUCAAGUAUUUAUUUAAAAAUACAAAUAAAAUUGUUUAUCUAUGUAAAAGAUAGAAGACAUAUCUAAUGCAGAUUUUAAGAAUCAAAAAAAUUAAUUAUCUUUAAAUUUGAAAUAUAAUCUUUUUAAUAAUUGGGAAGAAACAAUAAAUUAAUAAGAGUAAUUUUAUUAAAAUUGUAUGGGAGAUACUUAAUGGAUGAUUAGUAUAAAAGGGUUAAAGAUUUAAAAUAAUAUCAAAUCAGAAAAUAAUAAUCGUAUGUUAUUAUAUUAAUACGAGUAAUUUUAAAAUAAUUCAGCAGCUUAAACAUAAUUCAUUCGAGUUGUUUAAAGACAAAUGGAUUAUUAUAAAGAACAAAAAGUUGAUAAUUCAGAAUCAGCUGGUAGUUUAAGUGAUAGAAUGAAUUAAUAUAAUAAAACUCCAUUAAUAAAUAAGAAAGUAAAUCAAUUUUAAAAUUAAAAAUAAAAUAAGAUGGAAUUAUUAUAUAGAAAUGUCAGUUAGACAGCAAGAAGAGUAUCUCCUUAAGUUUAAUAACAUCUUGGAGAAAAGGCACAGACCUUUCGAAAAGAUUCUGCUAUAAUAAAUUCAAUAGAUUUUACUUUAGAUAAUUUGUGA
Messenger RNA from Paramecium sonneborni, 2740 nucleotides. The record is from the annotation of a GenBank genome assembly. NCBI's taxonomy places the organism in Eukaryota, Ciliophora, Oligohymenophorea, Peniculida, Parameciidae.